AUGUUGGAGACCAGGAGUGACGACCUGUUCCUGCCCUCCUACCAAGACGAGGCGCUGGUGGACAACCUGCUAUGUGACGAGUCGGACCGCGGUGCAGGCCUCUCCCUGGCUGAGGCCCUGCUCCCCCUCGUAGAGUCCUCCUCCUCAACCCUCAUCAAUAGUGUCUGCUCCACCCGCUACAAGACGGAGCUCUGCACCAGCUACUCCGCCUCUGGUUUCUGCAAGUAUGCAGAGCGCUGCCAGUUCGCCCACGGUCUCCACGAGCUCCACGUUCCCUUCCACCACCCAAAGUACAAGACGGAGUUGUGCCGCGGCUUCCACAUGACUGGCUACUGCUUCUACGGCAGCCGCUGCCUGUUUGUCCACAGCAGAGCCGAGCAGCGGCCCACCCUGCGCCGCCGCAAGAACGUCCCCUGUCGCACCUUCUGCUCCUUUGGGGUCUGUCCCUUUGGCACCCGCUGCAACUUCCUGCAUGUAGAGGGCGGCGACGUCGGCAGCGGUGCGGAGUCGCUCCCCAUCAGCGAGGAGCCUCCCCUGCCCGUCUCCAGCCCCCAGCCCCUCCCACAGACCAAGGAGUGGAAGCCCCGUGGAGCUCUGUGCCGCACCUUCAGCUCCUUUGGCUUCUGCCUGUACGGCACGCGCUGCCGCUUCCAGCACGGCCUCCCCAACAAGAUUCAAGGGGGGUCCCAGUACUCUCAGCCGUACCCCGGCAGCUCCGGUUUACCGUCCCCCACCUCCCUCUUUGCCUCCUCCUCUCCACUCUCGUCCACCUCCUCUUCUCCUCCAUCAGCCUCUCCUCUUGCCACGCCGACUGAGGAGGCCACGGCCCACAAUGCCUUCACCUUCUCCAGUCAGCACCUCAGCGACCUGCUGCUGCCGCUGGCCAUCCGCUUGCAGCAGCUGGACUGUAGCAAGGGCCAGGAGAUCUGGGACAACCGGGCGCUCUAA
Molecule: messenger RNA, 948 nt
Organism: Cyclopterus lumpus (lumpfish)
Lineage: Eukaryota; Metazoa; Chordata; Actinopteri; Perciformes; Cyclopteridae
Gene: cth1
Product: cysteine three histidine 1
Exons: 2
Coding region: 1-948 (315 amino acids)
Molecular function (GO): mRNA binding; metal ion binding
Source: RefSeq, a predicted model, not a curated record